Syngnathus acus (greater pipefish) is the source of this 3846-nucleotide messenger RNA. It is a transcript of the gene npas4a, whose product is annotated as neuronal PAS domain protein 4a. The record is from RefSeq and is a predicted model, not a curated record. The transcript is spliced from 8 exons. Gene Ontology annotation, biological process: regulation of transcription by RNA polymerase II. The coding region runs from base 135 to 2891 and encodes 918 amino acids. Gene Ontology annotation, molecular function: protein dimerization activity; DNA-binding transcription factor activity, RNA polymerase II-specific; RNA polymerase II transcription regulatory region sequence-specific DNA binding. Lineage: Eukaryota; Metazoa; Chordata; Actinopteri; Syngnathiformes; Syngnathidae.
GAGUCCCUCACACACUGUCAGCGGAUCGAGCCCAGUGCAGCCCAGCCAUGAACAAAGUCCAAUAACGGUCGAGCGUGGGUGCCCUGCAGCGGGACUUUCUUUGCCUUUUUUCCCCCCCGCCAUCCGUAACAAGCAUGUACCGCUCAACCAAAGGAGCCUCCAAGGCUAGACGGGACCAGAUCAACACCGAGAUUCGCAACCUCAAGGACUUGUUGCCCAUCUCUGACGCCGACAAAGCCAAGCUGUCAUACCUGCACAUCAUGUCACUCGCCUGCAUGUACACCAGGAAGUCUGUCUUCUUCUCGCCGCCAGAGGCUGCAAACGCAUCGGAGGAGCCGAGCGCUCGCUUCCUGUCCCUGCCCGAGCUGUCCGACCUCAUGCAGGCUCUCCCGGGUUUCCUCAUGCUGCUCACCGCCGAGGGGAAGCUGCUCUACCUGUCCGAUGCCGUCUCCGACCACCUGGGACAUUCCAUGGUGGACUUAGUGGCGCAAGGAGACAGCGUGUAUGACAUCAUUGAUGCUUCGGAUCAGCUGACCGUGAGGAAUCAUCUGUCCAGCGCAGCCUCCCCAGAGAUGGAUCGCCUCUUCCGUUGCCGCUUCAACACAUCCAAGUCGGUGCGCAGGCAAAGCGCUGGGAAUAAGCUGGUUCUGAUUCGAGCUCGCCGCCUGUCCGUGCCCACCGCCAGCAGCGCUGCCGUCGGAUCCUACUGGACUUCCAAUCCCGUCUGGGUGUGUUUUUGCUCACCUUUGGAAAGCCAUCCCGUCCGCUCCGGACUGGAGAGCACAUCCGCCGAUCCACCGGUGGCCGACGCCAAUCUCUUCCUGGAAGGCUUUCACUCCCAGCACGGCCGAGACUUGAGGCUGCAGGCUGCGCACGAAAGCGUGCACACUUACCUGGGCUACGACGUGGCGACGUUACGCUCUCGCUCCUGGUACGGCCUCCUCCAUCCAAACGAUCUGGCGCACGCCUCCGCUCGGCACCGCAGCCUGCUGCAAGAGGGAGGAGAGGGCCGAGGCGAGAUGGUGGUGCGCGUGCAGGCUCAGGACCAAACGUGGGUUUGGCUCUACAUGGUCCUCCAGCUGCAACCAGGAGACGUCCCCGUCGCCAGCAGCAACUACGUCAUCAGUGAGUCGGAGGCCUGGUCAGUGCGUCAACAGCUGACCUCAGAGCAGACUCAGCUCAGCCUGGUCCUGAGUUCAGGUCCCCCCCUGCAAGAGAGCCUCCAGUCCCCCGACACCCUGUCCAGCCCCGACCAGGUGUUCACCCCCGGCAGCAGCGGCCUGUCAGGCCAGUCCUUCGACUUCAGCACGGCGGGCUGCAGCGUGGCCUCCUCGGACGAACGGGCUAGCUCGGCGGCCGAGGCCAUGCAAACGGAGGAGGAGCCCCGCUCCAGCAUCUCCUCCCUGGAGGAGGAGGCCUUCUUCCAGGCGCCGCCCGUCCGCAGCCCCUCGACGGCCCCCUCGCCCACACCGGUCACAGUGGAGACGGUGUCCGACUUGGACUUUUUAACACAGAACAUCCUCAUGCCGCCCUCCUUCGAGCUGGACCCCCCUCUUCCAGCUCUCCCCCUACCGCUCCCGCCCGUCCCCACCUCACAAGCUCAGCAGACCAAAGAGUUUGUGUGCACGCCUCCGUACACCCCCCACAUUGGAGGGGCUAGCUUCCCGUUUGAGGAGCCGCACUUCAGCUUUGACCCCACGGGUACCACCACGCCACCCCCGUCUGCCACCACUGCCACAGCCACAACCUCCAUGGCUGCAUCUUCUGUCUCCUCUGCGCCCCCACCCACCACCACCGGCUCAAGCCCCACACCGCCCACCACCCUGUCCACCAAGCUUCCCCUCAGCCUUCCCAACCCCUCCACAGAACUGCUCUUCGCCGUGGAUCCCUGCUGCGGAGCCCUCUACGAGAAAUUGCCGCCCACGCCGGACAGUCCAGGAGACGGCGACUGCACGGUGAUGACCCUUCCAGAGGUUCGGGGUCCGCUCUACGUGGACGUGCCCUUGAGGCCUCUUCAGUGUCCCCCCGAGGGGCUCCUCACCCCUGAGGCGUCCCCUGGAAAACAGCCUUGCCUUUCCUUCUUCUCCCUGGAGAGAGAGCGGGAGAAGGAGAGGGCUGAGAUCUCCCUGCUGGCCCAGCACAUCAGCUCCCUGGCGGAGGGGUUCUACCUGGACCCCCUCCUGUCCAAGCUGUCCCCGACAUCCUUGUCCAACCCUCCGUCCCCCUUCCUAGCCGAAAUGGUCGAUUCAGUCCAAGCGCUUCGGGAGUUUUAUCCCAUCAAAGCGUGGCAAGGCCUGGACAUUCCCAUGUUCCUGGAGGACGACACCUCUCUGUUUGAAGAGAGCAUCCUAGACACCCUCCUCCAAGACGUGCCCCCCGAGUCCCCCUCGCCCAUCCACAUCCCGGACGCUUCAAGCCCAGUCUCUCCUCCGACACCAGUGUGCUGGCACCAAGCCUCCCAAUUUGAGGGAGUGGGCCAAUUCUGUAGCGCCCAAUCGGCGCAACCUAACUCGGCGGACGGGUGCGGGGAGAGCGACGAGGUCGCCAUGGAGGAGGAGUCGGCGGAGGAAGCCGCCGAGAUGGAGGUGGCGUUAUCUCCCGUGUCUUCAUGCUCCUCCAUACCGGCUUCUCCUCCACUCAUCCUCACCUCCUCACCGGGGCCCGUUACCACCGUAGCCUCCACCGGCGUGGUAGAGGCGGUCUCCCCCGCAGCCGCCGCCUCCUGCACUCAGUCCCUCCUGGAGGAACUGGCUGUGCUGGAGCCCAUGUUUGGGGCAGGUGCCUCGAUCGCCCCUGGUUUAGGGCAACAACCUGAGUUGUAUCAACUCCAGUGUCAUCCAUCGCCACAGUGCUUCCACAAAGAUGGGAGUAGAAGCAUCCCUCCGUUCUAAAAUAAGUCUGUGACUUACUUCAUCAAGUAUGGCAUAUUGUCAUAUUUUGUGGAGACACACUUUUACUGCAAAGUAAAACAUGAUUAAGUGUAUAAAUAUACAUAAUGUGUAAAGGACUGACGCCUACAUGAGAACAAAAAAUGGGCUUUCUAUUUUUUGUUCCACCAUGAAGAUGUAUACUAGUAAACCUGGUGCGACAUUUACAAGCAGAACCAGAAGAACAACAUGGACGCCCGACUGACUGAGUCCUGAGUCCAUGUGGUGUCUGCCGCCCGCUUCAGAUUGGCCAUCUGAACUUGUUAAGCGUUGUUUAACUUACAGACAUGCAUUUGUAUUCACUCGUAGUGAAAAAUAUCUGUCGUGAACAUGGACAAAGAAAAAAAAAAAAAGGCUAUUUUAAUAGAGAGUUGAUUUAUGACUUUUUAGCACUUUUUUGCCUGACGUGCAGCAAAAUUGAAAAGGUGCUCCGGUGUGGCAUUUUAAAUACACUUGGAAUUGAAAGCACACUUCUAGCUUCUGAAUUCUGACUUUGCGGCUUGCAAACCUUUAACAUUCCAUGAAGUGUCUGUCCAUCUCAACUUGUGUUGAUCUUUGUGAUGUGCAACCAACUGGUAAAAAAAAGAAAAAAGAAAAAAAAAAGCAUGUCAAGAGAUUUUUGGCUUAUGCUGCCAAUGAGCUCUUUCGUUGUACUGUACAUUUAGACUUUGAAUGUGGACUCUUCAGAUCAGGGAAUCAGCGUGUGUUAUUCGACAGGGUUGCAAAGGGGCAGGAAUUUCCUUGAGAAGUUAAAACGGUGAAUUUUGAAACUUGUUUUGAAAUUGAAAAUUUUUCAUGGGAAUUGAAUUCGGAGGGACACUUUAUGGCAAGUGAUCACAUUUUGCAGCCUGAAAAACUUUGAAGUAACAGAACAGGAACUCCUGCGUAUUUGCAAUUUUGCAGUUUUCAUUUUUCUAUU